AUGAACUUGAGCCUAAAGGAGUUAACUAAUUGGAAAAGUGUCUCAGAAGAGACAAAAGAUUUUUAUCUGGGAGAAUUCGAGGAUUCUUCGAUUGAUAGUGAAGUGAGGAAGCAAUGGCGUAAAAAGGCAGCGAGAAAGUACAAUGAUUUCAUUAGCACAAUAAAAACUGAAGGAUUUCGGCCAGAUUAUGUUCCGAUAGAAACAUGGGAAAGUUGGAUGAAAUAUUGGAAAGAUCCUAAGGUUGUUGAAAAAUCAAAAAUAGCUUCAAAGAAUCGUUGUGGCGGUGAGAAUACAGUUGCUAGUGGGACUCACACGGGCGGCUCUAUUACCAUUGGAGAGCAUCACAAGAGAUUUGCUAUUAAAAAGGGUCGAGAUCCAACACCAAGUGAGGUACAUUUGCACAUCCAUACACACGGUCAUGAUGGGAAAUAUUUUAUUGGUGAACGAGCCCGAAUCGUGCAUGAAAAAUAUCAAGAAAUAUUACAACGCCGGACACAGACCCAAUCUGAAGUUGAUCAAUGUCAAGCCUAUUACGAAGCCGUGGGAGGGGUAAAGAAAAGAAGAAUAUACAGUCUUGGAUCUCAAGCACAAUUACAUUACGGGCCGAAUCUUCGUCCCUCUGCUGGAUCAGAUGCUACAUCCUCAAUACCACUUGUGAAUACUCAACCAGCAGCUACGGGAAAUUUGGAUGAGUUAGUGAUGCGAUUGAUUCCUGCACUGACCAAUAGCAUUAUUCCUGCAUUGACAGAUCGCCUGCUUCCUGUAGUUGUUGAGCGGGUACGUGGAUUGGUUUCUUCAUCCUCUUCUCAGCUAGACACUCACACUCCUACUGACCAUCCAUUAUCUAUGGCACCUAUAGUUCCAGUUGCAGCUACUGCCAACAUUGAUGAGGUUCUUGCAUCGGUUGCUGAUGAUGACCGUAGCUCUCCAGUCUCUCAUUAGUUAGAUUUGUUGUUUGAACUUUAUUGUUGUUGCAUAUGAUUUUGGAUUUUCUUGUUUUGGAUAUUAUCGUUGUGGAUGCUUUGAACUCGAUUGCAUUCUGCUAUGUAUUUUGGACCUU
Lycium barbarum (goji berry) is the source of this 1060-nucleotide messenger RNA. RefSeq lists its product as uncharacterized. The record is from RefSeq and is a predicted model, not a curated record. Bases 1 to 942 code for a protein of 313 amino acids. NCBI's taxonomy places the organism in Eukaryota, Viridiplantae, Streptophyta, Magnoliopsida, Solanales, Solanaceae. The transcript has 4 exons.